Molecule: messenger RNA, 749 nt
Organism: Schistocerca americana (American grasshopper)
Lineage: Eukaryota; Metazoa; Arthropoda; Insecta; Orthoptera; Acrididae
Exons: 4
Coding region: 13-738 (241 amino acids)
Molecular function (GO): protein binding
Source: RefSeq, a predicted model, not a curated record
UUCAUCGAAUAUAUGAGACAUCUGCAUCAAUGCAUUGCAAAAAGACUUGCUGUAUCUCCCUGUCAAGAAUUAGCAGAUGAACAGAAUUUACGUCUUACAUGGAUCCGAAAUGCCAAAACUAAAGCAGUUAAGUCAGUAUUACUGGAUAAACUUGAGAUUCAGAGGAAUGAAGGUAAUGCACAGCUUGCUCAGAGGGAUGUUGCAAUUAAAAAAAAUGAGGAACUGAUUGAAAAGAUGAAGAAAUGUAGCAAAGAUGAUAUCAAGAAAAGAAUAAAUGAAUCAGAAAAAAAUAUGAUUAAUGACUGGAGAGAUAGUGAAAGUAGGCAAGAGAUACUUCAGGCACAACUGAUUGAAAAUGAAGCAAGAUUUGAACAAUUGCUCUCGGAACAUCUGCGCAGUGAGAAGAGCUUAAAAGCAAAGAAAAUCAAGGUUGAAUCACAGCUACUUACUGUGUUAAGCAAAUACGAUGCUGACAUAGGAGAUCUGCAGAAUGAAUUGGAUGAACUUAUGGAUGGCUUCAAUGAAGAGAAACGACAGAUGAGAGAGCUACAGGAACGAUUUGAUAUACAGGAAGUGGAAUAUAUCAGACUAAUGACUCAAAAAGCUGAAGAAGAACGUAUUGAACAUGAAAGAAGAGUAAACUUUUUCACAACAAGUCGAGCAGCACGCAUCAUUCAACGUGCGUGGAGAAAAUACAUACGUAGGAAACGUCGACGUAAAGGGAAGAGAAGAAAAUAAAAAUUAUUAAA